GUAGCAGGGCGUCCAGUCUAACCUUGAUGAGUCCGUCGAGCUCCACCGGGCUGCACUACUCCUUCGUCCCCUCGGUCAUUCUGAUCGACCAUGGUCUCUCAACGAUCUCGCCGUCGGCCUGGGCGACAGAUUCAUGGAGCAGGGCGUGCUGUCUGAUCUUGAGGAGUCCAUCGAGCUCCUUCGUGCUGCACUGCUCUUUCACCCCCGGUCAUCUUGCUCGAUCGUUGUCUUUCAACAAUCCCGCCCCCACCCUUCAAGAAAGAUUCAGGCUGCAAGGCGCCCCAUCUGACCUUGAUGGGUGCAUCGAGUUCAAUCGGGCUGCACUACUCCUUCGACCCCCCAGUCAUUCUGAUCGACCACCAAUCUCACCUUCAGCCUUGGAGACAGAUUCAGGCAGCGGGGUGUCCCGUCUGAUUUUGAUGAU
Messenger RNA from Suillus subaureus, 424 nucleotides. RefSeq lists its product as uncharacterized. The record is from RefSeq and is a predicted model, not a curated record. The transcript has a single exon. The annotation marks the transcript as partial. NCBI's taxonomy places the organism in Eukaryota, Fungi, Basidiomycota, Agaricomycetes, Boletales, Suillaceae.